Capsicum annuum is the source of this 1717-nucleotide messenger RNA. RefSeq names its product G2/mitotic-specific cyclin S13-7. The record is from RefSeq and is a predicted model, not a curated record. Lineage: Eukaryota; Viridiplantae; Streptophyta; Magnoliopsida; Solanales; Solanaceae. Gene Ontology annotation, biological process: mitotic cell cycle phase transition; regulation of cyclin-dependent protein serine/threonine kinase activity. The coding region runs from base 128 to 1519 and encodes 463 amino acids. The transcript is spliced from 6 exons. Gene Ontology annotation, molecular function: cyclin-dependent protein serine/threonine kinase regulator activity. Gene Ontology annotation, cellular component: nucleus; centrosome; cyclin-dependent protein kinase holoenzyme complex.
AAAAAGGGGGCUUUCUUCUUCAGUGUACCAAAAUCCACAGUUUCUCAGAGGCUUUCAGAGAAAAGGUAAGGGAAAAUCGGGCAAUUUUACGGACACCCAAGUCAAUAAUCCGUUCGUUCUUCGAGAAAUGGCUGCAAGAAACGUUCUUCAACAACAGAACAGAGGUGAGGCAGUUCCUGGAGCCUUAAAGCAGAAGAAUAUGGCAGGAGCACAAGGAAGAAACCGCAAGGCGCUUGGUGAUAUUGGGAAUAUGGUAACUGUGCGUGGUGGGGUCGAGAGGGGAAAGGCAAAGGCGCUUCCUCAGGUGUCUCGGCCCAUAACGAGGAGCUUUUGUGCACAAUUACUUGCUAAUGCACAAGCAGCAGCUGAGAACCAGAAGAAAUCAAUGGUUGUUAAUGCGGAUGGACCGAUCGUUGCUAAUGGAGCUUUACCUGUUAAAGUUGCAAGAAAACCAGCUCAGAAGAAAGCAGCUACUACUGUAAAAACAAAGCCUGAGGUGAUUGAAAUUAGUCCUGAUACUGUUGAACAAGUGAAGGAAAACAAGCAAAAGAAGAAGGCUUGUGUUGACUCUUCAAUGAAGAAAUCAACAACUCUUACUUCAACUCUCACUGCUAGGAGUAAGGCUGCCUGUGGUCUAAGUCAUAAACCAAAGGUCCAGAUAGUGGACAUUGAUGCUACAGAUGUGAAUAAUGAGUUGGCAGUGCUGGAAUAUGUUGAGGAUAUCUACACUUUUUACAAGAUAGCUGAGAGUGAGAGCAGAAUUCAUGACUAUAUGGAUUCACAGCCUGAGGUUAGUGAAAAGAUGAGAGCUAUUCUGAUUGACUGGUUGAUUGAAGUGCAUCACAAAUUUGAGCUAAAUCAAGAGACUCUUUACCUUACCAUCAAUAUCGUUGAUCGUUACCUUGCUGCGGCGACUACAUCAAGAAGGGAACUGCAGUUAGUUGGCAUUAGUGCCAUGCUCAUUGCCUCCAAAUAUGAAGAAAUUUGGGCACCUGAGGUGAAUGACUUUGUGUGCAUCUCAGACAGAGCUUACAGUCAUGAACAGAUUCUGUCAAUGGAAAAAAGGAUUCUUGGACAAUUGGAGUGGUACUUAACGGUGCCAACGCCUUAUGUAUUCCUUGUUCGAUUUAUCAAAGCUGCUGUUUCUGAUGUACAAGCGAACGUCGCUGUCUUGAAUUCUUGCAAUGUUACCUCAAUGGAAAACAUGGUUUAUUUCCUGGCUGAAUUAGGGGUGAUGAACUAUGCUACAAAUAGCUACUGCUCGUCGAUGAUUGCUGCCUCAGCGGUCUAUGUUGCUCGACACACACUGCAAUGCAAUCCUUUUUGGAACGAGACGCUGAAACUGCAUACUGGUUUCUCAGAGUCUCAGCUACUAGGUUGUGCUAAGCUGCUGGUUAACUAUCACAAGGAGGCACCAGAACACAAGCUGAAGGUGAUUUACAGGAAGUAUUCGAGUCCUUCUCGAGGUGCUGUUGCUUUGAAUUCUCCAGCCAUUUCCCUGUUGGCCAGUCAUGAAUAAAGGACGCUUAGUUCUAGUUUUUAUUUGUUUUCAAACAAAGCAUUUAGAUUUGUAUCUGCUGACCAGAUGGAAUAAUUUCAAUUCCAUAAAACUUAAUUUGAAAGCAUUUUAGUUGAUCAACUUAGAGCAAUGUGAAAGUUUAUUUUUAUCUCAUCAAUUUAGGGGAGAUGCAUACUACUUCUCCACCAACUUAUCUUG